UUGUGUACUAGUUGCUGGCUGUGUACUAGUUGUUGUGUACUAGUUGCUAGUUGCUGGUUGCGUGUUGCUGGUUGCGUGAAGGUGUUCAGGUUUUGCCGCUCCAAGUGCCACAAGGGCUUCAAGAGGAAGCGAAAUCCCCGCCGGGUGCGUUGGACAAAGUCGUUCAGGCGGGCUGCCGGCAAGGAGCUCACCCUGGACAAUUGCUUUGAGUUUGAGAAGCGCAGGAACGUUCCAGUCAAGUAUGACCGGGAACUCUGGGAGAAGACAGUUGAGGCGAUGAAACGCGUUGUGGAGAUCAAGAGCAGGCGACAGGCACAGUUCAUCAAGAACCGGCUCUCGAAGGGCAAGGAACUGCGGGCCAAGGAUGAUCUUCGUCUGGUCCAGAAAGACAUCCAUCUCAUUCAAGCACCUCACGCAGAGAAAGAGCUGCAGCUGGAGGCGAAAUUGGAGGUUGCUGUUCGUGUGGCAGACACUCCGGUGGCAAUGGAGGAGAACGGAGAGUGACCACCACAACAACAACAACAACCACCACAACAACUACCACA
Petromyzon marinus (sea lamprey) is the source of this 545-nucleotide messenger RNA. The record is from RefSeq and is a predicted model, not a curated record. Lineage: Eukaryota; Metazoa; Chordata; Hyperoartia; Petromyzontiformes; Petromyzontidae.